Cotesia glomerata is the source of this 847-nucleotide messenger RNA. Its product is annotated as phospholipase A2-like. The record is from RefSeq and is a predicted model, not a curated record. Gene Ontology annotation, biological process: arachidonate secretion; phospholipid metabolic process. The transcript is spliced from 4 exons. NCBI's taxonomy places the organism in Eukaryota, Metazoa, Arthropoda, Insecta, Hymenoptera, Braconidae. The coding region runs from base 95 to 736 and encodes 213 amino acids.
UAUUGCUAGUGAAGAAAUAUUAAUUGAUAAUAAUAAAAAUAAUAGUAAAUUAAACAAUGAUUUAUCCUAUGACUACAUUGAUAAUGAAAUCGAUAUGAAAUUAACAUACAGAUCAAGAAUAGAAAAAUUCUUUCAAGUUAUUUUAGCAACUAUUCAACGCUCUGAUACUAAUGGGAUCGUUGAAGUUAUUGUUUCUUUUUUACCUGAGUCAUUUAGAAUUUUUUUACUACGGCCUAAUGCUACUAAAGUUAAUGAAGCGACUGAAAGUACUGAAAGAGGCUUUGGUGAUAUUUUAAAUAUAUUUAGAGAUGAUUUUCAAGCUAUUUUUCCUGGAACUUUGUGGUGUGGUAGUGGAAAUUCAGCAAGAAAAAAUGAUGAUAUUGGAGUUUUUUCACAAACUGAUAUAUGUUGUCGGCAACAUGAUUCAUGUCCUUACUCAAUUCAAGCUGGCGAAAGUAUGGGAUCGUUAAAAAAUAUUGGAAUUUUUACUCGAUCAGCAUGCUCGUGUGAUUAUGAAUUUUAUAAAUGUUUGAAAAAAGUCAAUACGCUCAUAUCAACAAAUAUAGGUACAACGUACUUCAAUAUUUUAAGACCACAAUGUUUUGGGUUUCAUUAUCCAAUUAUGGCUUGCGAGAAGUAUGAUAGCUCACGAAGGACUGAAAAAAAGUGUGUUCAAUAUAAAUUAGAUUAUUCAAGUAAUAAAACUCUAGAAUGGUACGACAUACCUGAUUUUUAGUGAAUAAAUUAAAAAAAUUUAUUUCUUCUUUGUAAAAUUUUAUAAAAAAUAUUUAAGAAAUAUUCCACAAUUAUAUAAAAAAUAUAAAAAAUAAAUUAAGUGAAUAAAAAA